CACAGAGAGAAAGAAUAUUGAAAAGGGGGAGAGAGGAGAGAGAAGAGAGGAGAGAGAGAGGGAGAGGAGAAAGUUCCCGUUGCUACGUCGAUGACGGUUAGGGUUUCCUGUUGAUCCGACCAAACUUAAUUCCUUUUACUGUAAUUGUUUUCCUUCUCAUUCUCCUUCUCCUCAAAACCCUAAUUUGAAGGCCCCCCGAGAUUGAGUAUGCUGUUUUUGCUUUGAAUUUUGAGGAGCUGUGAUGGGAGCGCCAGAGAAGUCACAGGCUAAUACUAAUUCGAUGCAGCGUGUUAAGGUCUACCGUCUGAAUGAUGAUGGGAAAUGGGAUGACCAGGGUACUGGACAUGUCACUGUUGAUUAUUUGGAGCGAUCAGAAGAGCUGGGCUUAAUUGUUUAUGAUGAAGAAGACAAUGAGACCAUACUUUUGCAUCGCAUCAGUUCUGAUGAUAUUUACAGGAAGCAAGAAGAUACAAUCAUCUCAUGGAGAGAUCCGGAAUAUGCUACUGAACUGGCACUUAGCUUUCAAGAGAGUAGCGGGUGCUCUUACAUAUGGGACCAUAUUUGUACUGUGCAGAGGAAUAUGAUUUUUAGUUCUUUAAAUAAUGAGUCAUUCCACAGUGUUAACAGUGAGUUAAGGGAGUUGCCUGCUGUUGAGCUAUCAACACUUCCUUUGAUUCUUAAGACUCUGGUUGACAGUGGCAUUGCAGAUCAGUUGCGGCUUACGGAAUUAAUAUUAAGUGAUAAAGAUUUUUUUCUGAAGCUAAUGGAAGUAUUCAGAGUUUGUGAAGACUUGGAGAAUAUGGAUGGCCUUCACAUGAUUUUCAAAAUACUCAAAGGGAUCAUUUUGCUUAAUAGUCCAUCAAUUUUCGAGAGAAUUUUUAGUGAUGAACUUAUAGUGGACGUUAUUGGUGCCCUUGAGUAUGAUCCAGAGGUUCCUUGUGUUCAGCAUCAUCGUAAAUUCUUGAAGGAGCAUGUUGUUUUUAAGGAGGCCAUACCUAUAAAAGAUCCUAUUGUGUUGUCGAAGAUACACCAGACAUAUAGAGUUGGUUUUUUGAAGGAUGUUGUUUUGGCUAGAGUCUUGGAUGAGGCUACUGGUGCAAAUCUUAACUCCAUAAUACAUGCAAACAAUGCCUUUGUUCUUUCUCUAUUGAAAGACGACACUACAUUUAUCCAGGAGUUGUUUGCUAGGUUAAAAUCGCCUGCCACCUCUCAAGAAUCAAAGAAGAACUUGGUCUAUUUUUUACAUGAGUUUUGUAGUUUAAGCAAGAGCUUACAGAUGGUGCAGCAGCUUCGGCUUUUUAGGGAUCUAAUGAAUGAAGGCAUCUUUGACAUUGUCACUGAUGUUUUGCAAAGUCAAGACAAGAUGCUUGUGCUAACUGGAACAGAUAUCCUCAUUCUCUUCAUGAAUCAGGAUCCUAAUCUUCUGCGAUCCUUUGUUGUUCGGCAGGAAGGAAUAACACUUCUAGGACUUUUGGUUAAAGGAAUGAUAACAGAUUUUGGAGAGAACAUGCACUGUCAGUUUCUUGAGAUUCUUCGCAGUUUAUUGGACUCAUGCACGUUGUCUGGACCACAGAGGGACACAAUUAUUGACAUCUUCUUUGAUAAGCAUUUGGGUCAACUUAUCGAAGUUAUAAUAGCAUCUUGUCCUUCAGAAAAUAUUGUCGAUGCAAGUGGCAAAUCACUAGGUCCUGGACGAAGAGUUCAGUGUCGGAGUGGGACAAAGCCGGAGAUACUAUCAAACAUAUGUGAAUUGCUAUGCUUUUGCGUCCUACAUCACCCAUACAGAAUAAAGUGCAACUUUCUUCUUAAUAAUGUCAUUGAAAACAUUUUGCUACUGACACGGAGAGCAGAAAGAUACUUAGUUGUUGGUGCUGUCCGGUUCAUUCGAACUAUUCUCUCCCGCCAUGAUGAGCAUCUGAUAAAUUAUUUUGUUAGGAAUAAUGUUCUCAAACCGAUUGUAGAUGCUUUUGUUGCUAAUGGCAAUCGCUACAAUCUACUCAAUUCUGCUGUUCUUGAACUUUUUGAGUACAUUCGGAAGGAAAAUCUGAAAUUAUUACUGAAAUACAUAGUUGAUUCUUUCUGGGAGCAGCUGGUGAAAUUUGAGUAUUUGGUUUCUAUAAACUCACUGAAAGUAAAAUACGAGCAGGUAAAUCUUCACCUAGGUUUGAGAAUACAUGCUUGCUUGCAGUGUUUGGAUAGUGGUGGGACAAAAGAUGCUGCUACUGUAAUGGACCUUCGAAGACGAAUUGAUGAGCGUGCUCUGGAUAAAGAGGAGGAACGCUACUUCAAUGAGGACAGUGAUGAGGAGGAUAUAGCCUCCGCAUCUGCUGUUCCAUGUAAUGAGAAAGGACACCAACAACCCAUUCUAUCCAAUGGAGUCGCUGCAAGCAAUUCACAGUUAAGUCCAAGGUCUCUUGUUGACUAUGAUGAUGAUGAGGAUGAUGAAGACUACAAGCCACCACCAAGGAAGCAGCCAGAAGCAUCUGAGGAGGAUGAAGGGACAAUGGAGUAUCUCAGGCUAAAAAGGAAAUUGCCUUCAAAGGAUAUGGAGCCUGAACUUGUGAAGAAGCAGAAGUUAUCAAAGAAUCCAAAGGCUAGAGGUAGUGUUUUUGCUGCCUUGUGUUCAACACUGAGCCAAACUGGGCUACCUGGUAAGAAAACUGCAAUCAACAUUCAUACAGGUGCUCGAACAGUUGAGGGAAGGAUGGGCUCAAAUGAAGACAACAAUCAGGAAGAGGGGCAAAAUGUUUCUAGAAGCAGCUCUAAUAAUUGCAUCACAUCAGCUGAAGAUAACCAUGUAGAGAAAGAAACUGCAGCCUCUAGAAGCUUUUCUGAUUGCUUGCAUGCCACAUCAGAUAACAUACAGUUGGGUGGAGAGGAACGUCCAUUAGUUCCCCCAAAAUCCUCAACAGAGAUGGCUGUAAAUGGAUCGUGAAUUUUUAGAAUCCUUAGGCAGGAAGGCAGAUUGUUCUAUUUGACGUAUGGAUUUUGCCCGGUGGCCAAAGCUAUAUAGCUUUGAGACAAAGGAAUUUUACCUACAAGGAGGUAAAUUUCUGGUUAUGCGUUGCUUCGAGGACCCAAGGAGAUAUUGUACAGUGCCACUAUAAGGCGGGAAGAUAUUAUUAAAUACGGCAACGUGGGUGGGUCUAGUCUUCUCCUAUCCUUCAGUCUGCUAUAUUGGGCUUUGAGCUUUGACUUGUUGCUUUUGUAUAACAUUCUUGAGCAAUAAUUUUGUGUAUUUCCCCCAUUCCAAAUUUUACAUCGUCCAGCUCAUUUACUUACGUAGUUUCCGCCGGCGGAUCCAGGGUGCUGGUGGGGGUGGAUCAUAUUAUCGUAAUUCUUAAUUAUUUUAACUUGGUGAUAGAGGGCGCUAAUAUCUUGCCCUACUCAGGCUUUCUUGUGUUUUUGUCCCCUUUUUUCUGGUGGUGGAUGUGUUAAUAGGGAUAUGUGCAGUGAGUUUCUAGGCCAAUUUUUCACAAUCAUCACCCGUUGUAAAUCUCAAUUAAACUUGUUACGUAUGCAAUGAACUUUUCAUGCACUUCUUCCACGUGCUAAAUACUUCCUCACUUAAGAGUUGGCAAUGUAAAAAUUCCAU
Messenger RNA from Gastrolobium bilobum, 3595 nucleotides. RefSeq lists its product as uncharacterized. Gene Ontology annotation, cellular component: nucleoplasm; protein phosphatase 4 complex. The record is from RefSeq and is a predicted model, not a curated record. The transcript has 24 exons. Gene Ontology annotation, biological process: protein dephosphorylation. The coding region runs from base 242 to 2935 and encodes 897 amino acids. Gene Ontology annotation, molecular function: protein phosphatase activator activity. NCBI's taxonomy places the organism in Eukaryota, Viridiplantae, Streptophyta, Magnoliopsida, Fabales, Fabaceae.